Molecule: messenger RNA, 2162 nt
Organism: Oncorhynchus gorbuscha (pink salmon)
Lineage: Eukaryota; Metazoa; Chordata; Actinopteri; Salmoniformes; Salmonidae
Exons: 8
Coding region: 783-1457 (224 amino acids)
Molecular function (GO): DNA binding
Source: RefSeq, a predicted model, not a curated record
UUAACGCUGACAAACAACAUGUGGAUGGAUUCGCAGCAUGCAAAAAGUGCAAGCGGGUGUUAGCUUAUGACAGCCAUAGAACAGGCACUUCCAGCUUGAAAAAACACAUAGAGAAAUGCACGGUAAGACGUCUAUAGAUUGCACAGUAGUAAAUUGUAGUGCAAAACGUGGAGCUUAAAAUGCGCAGCCGGAAGGACAAAGGUGGUUAGCUCGGGUUGUGGCCGUCGGUUCAAUUCCACAUGGUUCGGGUUGGGGUAGCAGUCUUUCCUAAUGGCGGUUUGCAGUCGGGUCCGAUAGAUCAGUUUGUGCGGUUAUGAUUUUUAUUUUAUUUUGGGGGGGAUGAAAUUGGACUCGUCUAUGUGCGUGUGAGACUUAAAAUAAAAUGCGUGCUAUUGUCAAGCAGAAUACUUUAUUUAUUAUUUUUAAAAUGUUGCUUUUGUAUGUGUCGACUAUGUGGAGUGGUGAAAACGGUAACCUUUAAUCCCAGCACAUGCGCAAUGAAAUGUCGCAGAUCCAGACGGCCACCAAAGACUGCAGUUGAUAGCUCAAACGAUCCUUCCAUUACACUAAGAACCAGCAGUUGUGAGAUAUGGAAUGUAGAAGCAGAGACCGUAAAAAUAUAGAAGUCACACGUGGAGAUAUUUGAAUGACAUAUCUUCCGAAAGUGUGACAUGCAAGCUGUGUGCGGCUGUUCUGAAGCGGACGAGCGGUAGCACAACAUCCACGUUGAGACAUUUAGAAAUGAUCUGUCGCUAAGACAUAUCAAAACGCAGCGAGAACUGAUGGCGACCGUUCGAGGUAAGAUUCCUUCGUUGAAGAACAGCAAAACAGAAGCUGCAAUAAAGGAAGAGAAGCUGUCCAAGAAGAGCACACAUGAGGAUGAGGAGCCACACCCUAAAAGAGGGAUGUCAAAGCAAGAACCCAAUACUUCAGAGGUAGCCUUGACAGAAGGUGGGGCUCCAGAGCAGUUUGAGUUUCAGUAUGGACUUGAGGGACCAGCAUUUGAGAAUGGGGAGUCCUCCAAGAGCCAUCUGUCCAUCAUCAAAGUAGAACAACUGGACUCUCUCCUCCCAGACCAAACAGACUCCAGCUGUGGUUCAGGGUCACCUGGGGAUUCGGGGCCUCCUGGCUCAUCUGGUUCUGGGUCCAAUACUAGUCUGGCUUCACAGUUUUUCAAGAAGUGCCACCAGGCAGGCUGCACACAAUUCAUCUUCUCGGAGUUUGCCUCCCGCCUCAGCAUCAUCACUGAGAGGAUUGCAUCCCAGCAGGCCAGCGAGGAAGAUUUCAACCUCACCCUGAAAGUGCUGGAGGCCUCUGGGAUGCUGCCAGAGAUCUUUACCAAAAGAGAUCAAGAAAUGGAUAAGAGACUGAGGGAGCUACAGAGAGAGACUGUAGCGGUGAGGACUGCCAGGUCUGCAAUGAGAGAUGCUUGCGUCAUGAGCUUCACCUCAUCAUGACAGAGCACCGCUGAAGAUCAAAGCAGUUUUAUAAGGUGUUAUAACCAGAGCCUGGGUUUUCUGACAACUUGACUGAACUAGGAAGGUAUAGGACCUGGAGUUUUCCCUGGUCCAAUCCCCACGUCAGGAAAAUCGGGGCCCCUCCUUUUAACCUAAAUGUAAAUAUUUCAAACCUUUUGUAUUUGACAUUUUUCUACCAAUGUUCAAACUUGAACUCUGUGACAUUUGAACUCUGUGACAUUUGAACUCUGUGACAUUUGAACUCUGUGACAUUUGAACUCUGUGACAUUUGAACUCUGUGACAUUUGAACUCUGACAUUUGAAUGCAGUUUUUCACCCUGGCCACUAACUUGAGUGGCAUGUUAUACCUUAAAUUGGUAAUAUAAUCUUUUGACAGACAUUGGUUCUGAGGUUAUUGGUGAUGUUUUUAUGUUAGUAGGUGAUCCUUAGUCUCCCCCUCUGUACUGUAUGUUAUAUGCUCACUAACCCUUAACAGACUUACUAUAUCCUAAUAUACUGAAUGUGCAAAUUAGUCAAAAGUUGACGGUUACUAUGUCCACUAGUACUAAAAGAUAAAUUAUUUAGAAUACACUAAUAUAGUAUACUUGAGAGUAAAGUUGAGACCUGUGAUGUUCUGAGAAUGAAUUAAACUUGUUAUGUAAAUGGAUUGUGAUAAUUUCAGAUUAAAAAAUGUCCUGAACUUGA